Messenger RNA from Ostrinia furnacalis (Asian corn borer), 1148 nucleotides. RefSeq lists its product as uncharacterized. The coding region runs from base 53 to 1141 and encodes 362 amino acids. The record is from RefSeq and is a predicted model, not a curated record. The transcript is spliced from 6 exons. NCBI's taxonomy places the organism in Eukaryota, Metazoa, Arthropoda, Insecta, Lepidoptera, Crambidae.
UUGGCUUUAGAAUUUUCUUAUUUUUAGAUAAUUUUCAUUAAUUUAUUUAAUCAUGUCUCAACCUAAAGGCUGUGCCAAACCUCUGGUGCUAAACGAGCUGUUGAUACAAAAUGUGAACACGUGGGGCAAUGUCCAGUACAACAUACCCUUGCGGUUGUCCAACAAUGAGACCAGGACGGCAGCCAGCAUCGCUCAUCGCCACAUACCAGCUAUACCGCAUAGCUUGGACUGCAAAAUCGAUGAUCCGCUCCCCGAACGAGUAUGCGGCCGCGAUAUGGUGGUCGAGAAAGAGACCUACAAGACGACCACCGGCGAAUACUGCGUCAAACCAAACCCUAACAAGGCCAUGGAGAGGGCCGACUGCUCCAUCAACUGCAGGCGGGUCAUCUUCAUGACGGGAGUGGAGAAGCGGUUGCAAGGAAAAAGCAUCGUCCAACCUACAAUGAUAUCGGAGAUGAAGGAUAAUUUCAGAGGCGUGAUGGAGCAAGCAACAAUGCCGCCUGAGAUCACCGUCAGGGCUCCUGAUCCUGAGUAUAUUUUUGAUGUCGUAGCAGCUGGUCGGAAUGAAGCUCCUGUAAUAUCUGACAGCGCUGGUGGAUUCCGAAGACUGUUGGACCCUUACGUCACCACAUAUAGGGCGUGCCAUAAACCGUUCUCAGUGGAGGAUCAAUAUGGCAUCGGCGCUAAGGAUCAGAUCACAUUUUACUCGGCUUUCAAUUUGCCCAAGGUGAGAGGCUUCGGACCGCGCCAUCAAGAGAUCUGGAUGCCACUAACGUCCAAGGUCCACAGGGGUGUCUACGACAGGAUCCACGUCAAGAAGGAGUACAAGGAAGUGGCUGCGUGCCACAACCCUGUCAAUAAUAUCAAGGGCGUCUUCGAAUCAGAGAUGAAGAAGAAAUACAAGAUACCAUUCGCGUAUUCAUCUCUCGCAUCCUGGGGCCAUGGAGAGAAUUUCGACCUAGCCCCCUUCCCACCAAACCCCUACCAGACCAAUAUCGCGCCGUUUAUGUACUGCAGCGAUUACUGCCACAUUGCUCAAGGAACCCCACCGUAUACUGUCAUAGACCAGCUCCAACACAAGUUGCCUGUGCAUAAAAAGUGUAUGAAGAGGAUGAUCGUUUCAAGGGAUUAUGAUCCUUAGAAAGAAG